Taeniopygia guttata (zebra finch) is the source of this 2739-nucleotide messenger RNA. RefSeq lists its product as uncharacterized. Gene Ontology annotation, molecular function: protein binding. Gene Ontology annotation, cellular component: extracellular matrix. The record is from RefSeq and is a predicted model, not a curated record. NCBI's taxonomy places the organism in Eukaryota, Metazoa, Chordata, Aves, Passeriformes, Estrildidae.
UGAAAAAAUGAAGAAGAAAACAGAACUAGCUGAAGCCGACAUAGCAAUUUAACAGCACAGGAAAUAUAAUCUGCUUCUGCUGAGAAAACAACAGAACUGCAAACUUGUCCAGAUCACACUUACUGUUGGGCACACUAUAUAUUUGGAUGUUUAGCCACUGUCUGGGCAGAGCUGGCAGAACAGGGAAGAGAAAGAAAACCCAACCUGUAAAGCAUGAGAAAAAAAAAAAAAGCUGGCACAGACCAAGAAAUUAAGAGCAUGGAAAUGCACAGGAAGCCAGGGGGUGCCUUCCUGUGAAAAGGUGCUUCAAGCACAUCAGAACAAAUGAGAACUCCAGCAGAGCAAAGUGGAGAAGAAAAAUUAAGAGUGACAAAAACCAAGAGCAGCAAUCGUGUCACUGGCUGCCCUAAUGACACACCAGCUGCAAACCCUCCUGCAGAAUGAUCAGUCUGGAGAUUGCUGACCCCUGGCUGUUGAGUUCAUCAAUCAGGCCCCCAAAUACACUUUCCCUUUGCACUGUGGAUAUAGGAUAAAAAACAGAGCAGGGGCAAGGACACAGAUUUUUAAGGACCAAAGUCCAGCUUCAGUUGCUCAGUGGCAUCUUCAGACUCCCUGGAAGCAGUGCCCUGGGAAGGACAGUGUGCCCUUGGGGUGCUCCAUGUUUCAACCACAGGGUUCAUUUUUCAUCUCUCAUAGGGCUUAUCCCAAGAAGAAGCACUGCCAGGACACAGCACUCCUCUGUGCUUUCCCAGAGAAAAAUGUCAGAGAAAUGUCUCUCAUGUCAGAGAACAUGAGCCUUGCACAGCUCCUGGCAGUCUCCCAUUUUACUGCAGAGGAGUCACAGCCAUCACCAAGGGAAAUCCCUGAGCCUGAGCCUGGGGCAUCUGUCAGUGUGUGCAGCCUCUGUCAGGGUGAGCGCCCUCACCUCACACCUGGAUGGCAGAGCCACCUUCCACUGCCUUUGCUGAAGCUCCAGCUGCAGAAAAUCACAAAAAUUCCUCCCAGAAGAGUUUUUUUUUGAGCCAACUGCCAAGCAGACUGAGAAUGGUGAUAACCCAUGAGCAGGAGCCUCUCCCAGACAGCUGCCAGGGGAAGUCUGUUACCUCUUGUUGUUUGCAGAGGGCUGGAGGUGAGAAAAACCACUCUCAGAGCAUGAUGCUGGGCCGAGAAGUCUCCCUGCCUCUCAGGGCAGCACUUAAUCAGCUUUGACGUGCCUAAACACUUAAUCCCCACGGGGUUGCAGCAGGAGGAACCAGCUAAUUUAUUUUCACUGUGCACAGUCCAACCGACCCUGCCCUGCCCGUGGUUCACCUGCCCAAAAGGUACACGCUCUUUUUCUUGCCUCCUUCUCUACUAUCCAUCAGGUAUUAGAUGCUGUGGCUGAUGUGUGGCUGGUCAUGUUCUUUCUCGUUGUAUUUAUAUUUACUUGUGCAGCAAAGGCUGGGCUGAGUCUGAAUGUCUCCAAUUCAUGCCCAAGCAUGUGCAAAUGUACACCUGAAGAGACCAUCCUCUGCAACAGAGCUGGACUGAAAACCCUACCUGGAGAAAUAGCACCAUCCACCAUCUCUCUAAACCUCUCCAACAAUUAUUUGCGGAUUCUCAACACCAACACCUUCAGAAACCUGACUUUCCUUCACAGCCUCUGGCUAGAUGGGAACAAUCUGACUUUCCUGACCCCAGGAACUUUCCAUACUCUCAGCAGGCUGCAAGAGCUGCACCUCAGCAGGAACUCACGCCUCACCUACCUGCACGCAAACACUUUCAGAGGACUAUUAAACCUCAUCAGCCUGGAUUUGUCCCACUGCAAUAUCUUCGAAAUCCACCCACUUCUAUUUUCACACUUGCCUUCUUUAGAAAGUCUUGAUUUAGCCGCCAAUAACAUGAGGUAUGUUCCACAAGCCUUUAGGAACCUCUCCAGCCUCACGAGGCUGUCCCUGGAGGGCAAUCACAUAGAAGCCAUCGGCAGAGAUUCCCUGAAGGACCUGGAAACUCUGUGCGAUCUGAAUCUCAGAAAGAAUCGGAUAUGGAUCAUUCAAAACGGAGCUUUUACAAAGCUUCUCAGACUGGGCAUGUUAAAUUUAGGACACAACUUCAUCACUGAUUUGCCUAAUCAGCUUUUUGAAGGCUUGAUCCAGCUCAAGACCAUGCACCUCGAAGCCAACAGAAUCACUGCCGUCGACUGCACCUUCAGACAGCUGCUCAACUUGAGAAACUUGUACCUGAACAACAACCAGAUCUCCUCGAUCUCAGACUCUGCUUUUUUACACCUAAACAAGCUGCACUUCCUCCACCUGAGCAGAAACAACCUCAGCUCCCUGCCCAGGCGCCUGCUGUCCGAGCUGCCCAAGCUGAGAUACGUGUUCCUGUCCCACAACCCCUGGAGCUGUGACUGCAGCACGCUCUGGCUCUGGCGCUCCCCACGCCGGGCGCUCCUCGAGGGGCUGGACUGCGCCUUCCCCGGCCCCGCCAACACCACGGGGCCCCUGGGGGACUGCCCCGUGCCACCGCCACCGGCCACCGAGGACAAGUGCGGGGUGGCCGGCACCAGCGUGGCCCCCAGGCCCCCCAGGCCCGGGCAGCUCAUCCUGCUGGCACUCGCCUGGUACACCGAGAGGGGAUGGGGCACCGCGGCGGCCACGUUCUAAUGGUGUUCGAAUCAUAAAGUGGGGACUGCUUGUUUGUGCUCUUGACAUUUUGUUUAUGAACAAUGGUUUUCGUGACAGUGGGUUUUAUAUGGAA